Molecule: messenger RNA, 7460 nt
Organism: Aspergillus welwitschiae
Lineage: Eukaryota; Fungi; Ascomycota; Eurotiomycetes; Eurotiales; Aspergillaceae
Exons: 12
Coding region: 1-7332 (2443 amino acids)
Biological process (GO): fatty acid biosynthetic process; secondary metabolite biosynthetic process
Molecular function (GO): 3-oxoacyl-[acyl-carrier-protein] synthase activity; oxidoreductase activity; fatty acid synthase activity
Source: RefSeq, a predicted model, not a curated record
AUGUUGCAGGCAAGCACACCAGACCGCAGCCCUCCUCCGAUUGCUAUCGUGGGAAUGGCAUGCAGAUUACCCGGUGGCGUCAACUCACCCGAAGAAUUAUAUAGAUUUCUGCUCGAGAAGAAAGACGGCCUAUGCGAAGUACCAAGCACCCGGUAUACAAUCGACUCGUUCUACAAUGCUAGCAGCCGCGGCGCCAUUAAAACCCGCCAUGGAUACUUCCUGCAGGAGGAUCCGAUGCUAUUUGAUGCACCGUUCUUCUCAAUUACUGAUUACGAGGCCGAGCGCAUGGAUCCCCAGCAGCGACAGCUUCUUGAGGUUGUAUGGGAAUGCCUGGAAAGCGCAGGUGAAACCAAUUGGAAGGGAAAGAACAUCGGCUGCUAUGUUGGAGUGUACGGCGAGGACUGGCUCGAUCUCGCGAGUAAAGACCCCCAAGCCACGAGUCGCUACCAUGUCCUUGGAACGGGGCAGUUUGCUUUGGCAAAUCGACUUUCCUAUGAAUAUGAUUUUCAGGGCCCGAGCAUGACCCUGCAGACAGGGUGUUCGGCGUCGAUGAUAGGAUUGCACGAAGCCUGUCAAUCAAUCUACUCUGGAGACAGUUGUGCAGCUAUUGUUGCAGGAACAAAUCUUAUACUUGCACCUACAAUGACGGUCACAAUGUCGGAUAAUGGUGUUUUGUCUCCAACUGGGACAUGCAAAACCUUUGACGCAAAGGCCGAUGGCUAUGGCCGCGCUGAAGCAGUCAAUGUACUUUAUAUCAAGGCGCUCCAAGAUGCUAUACGAGAUAAGAACCCCAUCCGAGCUAUUAUCCGCGCAACGACCACCAAUUCGGAUGGGAAAACGCCUAGUAUUACCACUCCCGGAUCGAAGUCGCAAGAAGUACUGGUCAGAAGGGCAUAUGAAAAAGCGGGUAUUGAAGACAUAGGCCAGACGGGCUUCUUUGAAUGCCACGGAACCGGAACUGUAGCCGGAGAUACCGUCGAAACUUCGGCUGUCGCGAAACUCUUCAAGGGUAAGGGGACAAUCCCCCCAAAUGUAUUCUUUGAUACACCCAAUCCCGACAUCCCUUUCAAAGAAGAAAGGCUUCAUGUGCCCCUUGAGCCUAUGGCUUGGCCUGAGGGACGCAGCUACCGGGUCAGUGUGAACUCUUUCGGUAUUGGCGGCGCCAAUGGCCACGUUAUCCUCGAUUCCAGCUCCAGUUUCCACGGAAAAGUUACAUCCCCGCCGGAAGGGUCUCUGGACGAGAACUCUCGUCUUCUUGUUGUAUCUGCGGGAAGCGCAGAGAGCCUGCAGAAGCGGAUUGAACAGAUUAUAGAGCACGCUAAUUCAAAUCCGUCUAUACUUCAUGAUCUGGCUUAUACGCUUGGCUCUCGACGAGAACAUCUAUCGCAUCGGGCAUUUACAGUGGCCCAGCAAAAUGAACCAAUAUCUUCAUCGAAUUUCCAGAGCGCGGUGGGUGUUACUCCGGAGUUGGUUUGGGUAUUUACAGGCCAGGGAGCCCAAUGGGCUGGAAUGGGGAGGGAUUUGAUUAGGGCCUUCCCCAUUGCCAGUGACUGCAUCAGGCAGCUUACGAAGACGCUUCAGCAGCUACCUGAUGGGCCCAGCUGGUUGUUACAAGGUGACUUGCCCGUCUCCCUACCCCAUAAGGAAUUGAGCAAAGAGGGCAGGGGAAGUCGAGUCAAUGCAGCCGAGUUCUCGCAGCCUCUCUGCACCGCUCUUCAGAUUGCGCUGAUUGAUGUACUACAUAGCUGGGGAAUCAGGCCAUCCUCCGUUGUCGGUCACUCGAGCGGGGAGAUCGCAGCAGCGUAUGCUGCUGGUGCCAUCACCGCCCAAUCGGCCAUCAUCAUUGCCUACUAUCGAGGCUUAGCCGCCAAAAGACAGGAUGGUACUGGCGCCAUGGCGGCCGUCGGUCUCAGCGCUGAGGACGUUCAACCCUAUCUGCAAGACGGAGUGGUUAUUGCGUGCCAUAACAGCCCUUGUAGCGUCACGCUAUCUGGAGACCCGCCUGCCAUGGAUACCGUCGUCAAUCGAAUCAAGUCAGAGUUUCCAGACGUUCUAUGUAGACGCCUUAAGGUUUCAAUUGCCUAUCACUCCCAUCAUAUGCAUGAACUGGGGCAAAACUACGAAGCGAGCAUCGCGCCAUACAUUCAGGUCACGGACCAAAUGCUGCCGCUGUAUUCCAGCGUCAGAGCAGCGUGCAUCACGCAACCUUCAGAGCUCAAUGCGACUUACUGGCGGUCUAAUUUACAAUCGCCUGUGCUCUUUGUUGAUGCUGUCCGAGGAGUUCUAGCAGCCUCUAGCCCCGUGGGCCGAGCUUUCCUCGAGAUUGGACCUCACUCCGCGUUAUCGGCGCCCCUCCGCCAAACAUUCCACUCCGAGGGAGCUAAACCAAAAUUUGUAUAUAUAUCAACACUGAUCCGUAAUGCUGGGGAGACACGGGAUCAGUUAUUGAAUACUGCUGGAUCACUGCAUGUGAACGGGGUCUCAGUCAACCUGCAAGAGAUUAAUGGGGAAGGACUCACCUUGAGCAACCUGCCCUUGUACCCCUGGCAGCACACCACCAGAUACCUACAAGAGAGCCGAUUGACUCGCAAGUGGAGAUUUCGAGACCAUCCGCACCAUGAACUGCUCGGCGAUCGUGUUGUGGAGUCGUCGGAUUGGGAACCUUCCUGGAGAAAUAUUCUACGCUUGAAGGAUGUACCCUGGAUCGAAGAACAUAUACUUCAGGGAAAUAUUAUUUUUCCAGCCACUGGCUAUAUUGCGAUGAUUGGGGAAGCCAUUAGCCAGCUAGAUACGAGUCAGGACGGUUACUCCAUCCGCGAUUUGAUCAUCAAAACGCCUUUGUUAUUGAGGGAUUCGGACGAGGUUGAGAUCCUCACAACUCUGAAACAGGCACGCAUCUCCGAUAUCACUGACUCUGAAUGGUAUACGUUUUCCAUCAUGUCACACGACAGUACGGAUGACAGCUGGAUCAAACAUUGCCAUGGAAGGGUCAGAGCCGGGGUUGAACACGCACCUAAAUUUCGCGAGAUCAAGCCGUAUGCCCGAUCGGUGGAUGUCAACAGAUGCUAUAGGAGGCUUGAACGGUUUGGCUUUGCUUACGGUAACGUUUUCCGGGGGCUUCGAAGCAUCUCUAUCCACCCGACCGAGCAUAGGGCGUCGGGAACAGUGGCCGACAUGGGCGAUAAACGCUCCAGAUAUACUCUGCACCCAGCCACAAUGGACAGUCACCUGCAGAUGUUCAAUGUACUCACAGAAAGAGACCAGGAUGCAUCAAUGGGAGCUAUCAUUCCAGCAGCCAUGGGUGAGGUUUACGUGAGAGGAAGCGCAGCCCAGAUCAGCUUCGAAGGUGGAUUAUCCAAAACGAGCUCGGGUCAAUCUCUGGGAGACAUCGUUGGCACGGCCGGGGACCAAAUACUUUUCUCCGUCUCCGGCCUCUUCGGGUUCCCACUCAGCCUCCCCCAGAACUGCAAGGCGUCGCAACAGCUAUGCUCCCAAAUCAGAUGGAUGCCAGAUAUUGAUAUGGUCCCUCCAAAUGCCAUGCUUCGUGGCGAUCAGGGUUUAGAACGGAAUCAGCUGUGGCAGGAUGCCAGUCGACUAUGUGAAGUGUACAUCAUGGAAACUUAUGACCGUUUAAAGGAUGUUACAGCUGUGAGCGAUCACCUGCGCAGAUGGCAACAAUGGAUCACUACCGAGGCCAUCAGGCUGCGUCAACGAGAUAAUUCUGCUCAGCCCAAGUCACAGGUAGGGGACAGUAUGGGGUCGCGGCAGGAGACGAUAUCACGAAUCUUGUUAGACCAUGCGAACAGAAGAGGCACCCACCCAAUUUUAUUCGAAUGCAUCGGCCAGAUCAUGGAAAAUUGUGAUCGCAUUGUCCUUGGGCAGGUUUCGGCACUCGAUGUGCUCGAGAUAGAGGGCAGACUCGAGAGAUACAAUGAAUGGUUGCAAUCACAAUGUGAUUGGAGCUAUUUUUUGUCACUAUUGGGACAUUCAAACCCGACUAUCCGCGUGCUAGAGAUCGGAUCUGGGACUGGGGCUUCAACAAUAGCCGUGCUGCAACACCUUCGCUCUCCUGAAGGUGUACGGCAUUAUUCUCAGUACACUGUGACAGAGGCACGUGAAGCAUCCCUCAAAGCUGUUCAGAAGAACUUGCAGCACAACGAAGACUUGACCUAUACGUUGCUCGAUAUCUCAGUCGACCCUGAAGCGCAAGGGUUCGAUCUGCAUAGCUAUGACUUGAUUAUUGCUUCCAAUUUGCACACGGCGCCGCGACUCGGAACAGCCCUACAACAUAUACGCCAGCUGCUAGCCCCGAACGGUCGGUUAUUACUUCAUGAGCUUUGCCCUGGAACUUUGAUCACCGAAUACUUAAUGGGGUCUCUCACGCAAUGGUCGUCAGCGAAAGACUUCAGGGUAAAUGACAAGCCGUAUAUAUCGCGGGACAGAUGGGAUACUGAACUACGCAAUGCCGGCUUCAUUGGCAUAGAAGGGAUGGCCUACGACGUGGCGCCCCCACACCAAACCUACUUGACCAUGCUCUCUCGAGUGCCUUUUUCACAGCCCGAGGCUGAGAAGUACAGCGCAGUGACUCUCCUAACAAUGGGCUCUCCCGGACCAUGGGCGAACGAAGUGGCAUCUUGUUUUCGCGAGGGGGGUUGCGUCGUAAACUGGACAACGCUUCAAGACACUCCCCGAGAAAACCAUUGGAUCAUCUCCCUUCUAGACCUGAAUGGCCCAUAUCUGAAUGACUUCUCUGAGGAGCGCUAUCGCUCUCUGCAAUCAUUUUUGCUGGAAACUGACAAAUCCCACAUGAUCUGGGUGACAAGCAGCUCGCAGAUGGACUGUGCCGACCCUCGGUUCGGGCUGAUCCUCGGGCUGACGCGUGCUCUCCGACAUGAGAUGCCCGGCAGUAUCUCUCUCUUCGAGACUGAUUGUUAUACGCAGCAGGCGGCUGGAGCUCUGUUUAAGGUGUUUGAGAAGCUGCAGCGCGUUCGACGUUGCUCAGAGGCAGCAGUGACUGAGUCCGAAUAUUCCUUCUUUCAGGGGGUGACACACGUCAGCAGAUGCCAUUGGAUGCAUACGGCACAGAUUUCACCGCGGCCAGAGACACAGUGCCCGCGCAAGCUGGAUGUCGGUUCGUUUGGCCUGAUAGAUACAACACAGUGGGUGGCAAUAGCCGGUCACCGAGAAGAUUUGGAGAAAGGCCAAAUUGAGGUCGAUGUGCAUUACGUCGGCUUGAACUUCAGGGACGUAUUAGUGGGGAUGGGCGUCUUCGGAAGAGCCGACGAGCUCGGUCUCGAGGGAACUGGGGUCGUCCACCGCGUCGCAUCCGACGUGAAGGAUCUGCAGCCAGGCGACCGAGUCAUGAUAUUAGGUGGUGGGCUGUUUCGUACUCGCGUAGUCCUGUCCGCCACUUUCUGCCGGAAGAUCCCAGCAGACUUGGCCCUGGAUGAUGCAGCGACCAUGGGGUCCGUUUAUAUGACCGCUUGGUAUUGCUUGUGUCACCUUGGGCGCCUGCAAAAUGGCGAUUCUGUAUUGAUUCAUUCGGCCUGCGGUGGACUGGGCCUCGCGGCAAUCCAGGUUUGUCGGACGGUAGGUGCAGAGAUUUUCGCAACGGUGGGAAAUGAGGAUAAGGCUAUGUAUUUGAUCGAAGAGUUUGGCAUUCCGCGGAAUCACAUCUUCAGCUCCCGAAACAGUGACUUCCUCCCGAGUCUGAUGGAGGAGACUCAGGGCCGUGGGGUGGACAUCGUGCUCAACUCGCUGUCCGGGAAGCUGCUGCACACUUCGUGGGAAUGUGUGGCACCUUUCGGUCGGUUCAUUGAGGUUGGGAAACGGGACUUUCUGGCCAACGGCCAGUUGGCCAUGGCCCCGUUUAUUGAGAAUCGGUCCUAUAUCGGAUUCGACCUCUUUCAGAUGGGCAAGCAGAACCCCCGAGCUCAUGAACGGCUGCUGCAACAGUUUCAAGACUGGUACGAUGGUGGCCACAUUAAGCCCAUCCGACCCGUCACCAUCUAUGAGGCGGCCAAGGUGACCGACGCCUUCCGGUAUAUGCAGCAGGGCAGCCACAUGGGUAAGAUCUUAAUCCGAAUGCCCUCUGAUCCGAUGGAGUUGGCCCCAACUUCCCAGCCUCCGGUAAGCUUCUCGCCCAACAAGUCGUAUCUUCUCGUGGGUGGCCUGGGAGGUGUAGGCCGUUCCGUAGCCCUGUGGAUGGUGCAGCGUGGUGCACGACAUCUAGUUAUUCUGUCUCGCUCUGCUGGACAGUCCGAUAGCGAUCGGGAUUUUAUUCUCGACUUAGAAGAGCAGGGCUGUCAUGUCAUCUGCGUGGCAGGGAGUGUGGCCACCGCUGCCGAUGUUGAGUCGGCGAUCGCCAGAUGUCCCCGACCACUGGCAGGGAUUCUUCAAAUGUCUGCCGUUCUACGAGAUCAGAGUUUCGCGAAAAUGACGUAUGAUGAGUGGUCCACCUGCCUUGCCACGAAGGUCCGAGGCACAUGGAAUCUUCAUCACGCGGCUUCGGAUCAGCUGCUCGACUUCUUCAUCGUCUUCAGCUCCAUCGCUGGAAUCUGUGGAAAUCACGGCCAGGCCAACUAUGCCGCCGCCAACACAUUCCUUGACAGCUUUACGCGCUACCGCCGCCGACUGGGGCUCCCUUCGGCCACACUUGCUCUCGGGGCCGUGGAGGACUGUGGUCUCGUCAGCCGUGAUGCAAAGGUGUUACAGGCAAUGCAGGCAGCUUCCGUGCGGCUUGUCAGGGAGGACGAGCUCCUAGAAGGUGUAGAGCUGGCUAUCCGCCAGUCCAAUGCCCCUUUCUCUCCUCCUCAUCCUGCACCUACUGCCUCCCCAUCAACGUCUAUUGGUCAAGGGAUAACGUCAGACGCUUGUAUCAUCGGCCUCGGAAACACCCGCUCUAUCAGCGACCCUACUGUCCGGACAGUAUGGCCGUCUGCCGACCCACGAUUCUCCCUCUACACUAAUAUCGAGGUGAAGGACGGACAGAGAACGACGGUCGGUGGCGCGGCCUUCAAGGAGCUCCUGCGGAGGGUCGACCAGAACCCGACCAUGCUGAAUGAUUCCGACGUAGCGAACAAUUUGUCCCACGAGCUGAGCAAGCACCUGGCGCGGCAUAUGCCGCGGGCAGCUGAGAUGUCCGCGGAGGAGGUUGCAGAGAUGCCGAUUGACUCCCUCAUGGCGGUGGAGAUUCAGCGCGGGUUGCGGGGGGAUCUCAAUUGGGAUAUUAGUAUGGUAGAGAUUGCGAAAAUUGGGAAGAUAGGGCGGUUGGCGGAGGCGGCGAUUCAGCAUUUGAAGAAGAAGUAUGGGCUUGUGAGGGAGGGGGAGUAGUGAGGGGGAAGUGCUUUUCUUUACUACUGGGAUGCUAGUGGCCGGCUGCUCCUACUUGGAUUAGACGACUGACUAUUGGGGCUAGAUAUAUUAUUCAUUCAUUAGUUGCAGAGAGACCUAGAUUGAAC